Messenger RNA from Coccomyxa subellipsoidea C-169, 2099 nucleotides. RefSeq lists its product as hypothetical. Gene Ontology annotation, cellular component: pyruvate dehydrogenase complex. Bases 35 to 1525 code for a protein of 496 amino acids. Gene Ontology annotation, molecular function: dihydrolipoyllysine-residue acetyltransferase activity. The record is from RefSeq and is a predicted model, not a curated record. NCBI's taxonomy places the organism in Eukaryota, Viridiplantae, Chlorophyta, Trebouxiophyceae, Coccomyxaceae. The transcript is spliced from 6 exons. Gene Ontology annotation, biological process: pyruvate decarboxylation to acetyl-CoA.
CUCCAGUGUCAGGGUGGCCCAUUCAGCUGGCAGCAUGAAGUCAGCAAUGCAGCUGCGCGCGUGCCCCUUCGUGGGGGCGUCACCAGCGCUGUCCUCUCGCUCGGUGGCGAAGAGGGCACCUAAGAGAUGCCUCCAAACCUCCAAUGCAGUGAAGGAAAUAUUCAUGCCAGCCCUCAGUUCCACUAUGACAGAGGGCAAGAUUGUGUCCUGGCUGAAGGGUCCGGGUGACAAGGUGUCAAAGGGAGAGUCUGUGGUGGUCGUAGAGUCGGACAAGGCAGACAUGGACGUCGAGUCUUUCAACGAUGGUAUCCUUGGAGCUAUCGUGAUCCCGGAAGGGGGUGUCGCCAAUGUGGGUGAUCCGAUAGCAUUCAUUGCUGAAACUGCGGACGACCUAGAGGCCGCAAAGGCCAAGGCUGGAGCCAGCAGCAAUGGCGCUGCCCCUGCACCAGCUGAAGCUCCAGCUCCAGCUCCUGCUGUGGCGGAGGUGCUGGAAAAGGCACCAGAGCCUGCAGUGGCCAACGCUGCCACAGCCACGGCCACUGCUCCGCCGCCGCCCCCGCCGCCCCCUCCGCCGCCGGCGCCAGUGAACAAGCGUGCAGACGGCCGCAUCGUUGCCACUCCCUAUGCCAAGAAGCUGGCCAAGGAUCUGGGCAUUGACCUGGCCACCAUCGGUGGCAGCGGCCCUAACGGCCGCAUCACUGCCUCGGAUGUCGAGGCCCUGAAGAACGGAGGACCUAAGACAGCGGCGGCCCCUGCCCCAGCAGCCGCUGCGGCAGCGCCCAAGGCGGCGCCGGCACCUGCCGUGCAGGCAGCGGCUAAAUUGGCCGGGACGACGGUGUCAGAGCUGCGCGGCACCACGGUCCCCUUCACCUCCCUCCAAUCCGCCGUCUCGCGCAACAUGAUCGAGAGCCUCAAGGUGCCGGAGUUCCGCGUGUCGUACACGAUCACCACGGACAAGUUUGACGCGCUCUACAAGAAGCUCAAGCCCAAGGGCGUCACCCUCACCGCGCUCCUGGCCAAGGCCUGCGGCGUCGCCCUCGCCUCCCAUCCGCUCCUCUAUGCCUCGUGCACGGCGGACGGCAACGGGGUGACCUACAACGAGCGCAUCAAUGUUGCUCUGGCGGUGGCGAUGCCGGACGGCGGGCUGAUCACGCCGGUGAUCAAGGACGCAGACAGCACGGACAUCUACCAGAUCAGCCGCAACUGGGCCGACCUGGUGAAGCGCGCGCGCUCAAAGCAGCUGGCGCCCGACGAAUUCCAGUCCGGCACCUUCACCAUCUCCAACCUGGGCAACUUCGGCGCCGACAUCUUCGACGCCAUCCUGCCCCCUGGCACGGCGGCAAUCCUGGCGGUGGGCGGCAGCAAGCCGACGGUGACGGCAGACAAGAACGGGCGCAUCGGCGUGGAGAAGCAGAUGCAGGUCAACCUCACAUGCGACCACCGCAUCGUGUACGGCGCCCAGGCCGCCGAGUUCCUGGUCACCCUCAAGCAGGUCAUUGAGGACCCCGACCAGCUCACCCUCUAAAGCGCUCACUCUGUAGCGCACGCCAUUUGUCAAGUGAGGGCCCAUAUUUGAGGACAUUCCGAGCUCGGUGUUGGCAUGGGCCCUCUUUGCUGCCAGGGCGGCUGGGUAGAUGUCACCAGGGCAACAGCAGGCGGCCACUGCUCCCAAGCUUGGGUUAUGGCGUUUGCUGAGGUCGCUGCAGGCGCUUCUGUGCUCACCUGCAAGUUAAAGGUUCAGCUGUGGUGACUGCCACUUUUAUGCAGACUGACGAGAUUGUUGAGCGACGAGUGCAACAAUGUUCCUGCCAUGUGCCAAUGCAUGAGAGAGACUGUUUCUGACGUGAGUGUUGAAGCGUGCCAUGACAUAUGUAGACCAGCCAGGACUCUUGUAUGGGGGCCUUUGCUCAGAGUGCGGCUGUGCCAACAAGAGAGAGAUUCUUUGUGCAAGCUAUGCUACUCUCCAUCUGGAUGAGAUCAUGACCUGAUCAGUGGGAUGGUCGAAGAGUAGUUGCUAAGCAACUUCAAAUUGGUUGCCGACUGCAGUUGGUCGUUGUCGUUUAACAAAUGUUCCUCUGUAAAUUUCGUUAGCAUGACUU